This is a messenger RNA of Papaver somniferum (opium poppy), 567 nucleotides long. RefSeq lists its product as uncharacterized. NCBI's taxonomy places the organism in Eukaryota, Viridiplantae, Streptophyta, Magnoliopsida, Ranunculales, Papaveraceae. The coding region runs from base 1 to 567 and encodes 188 amino acids. The transcript has a single exon. The record is from RefSeq and is a predicted model, not a curated record.
AUGACGAUAGAUCUCGAGGCUACUAACGUCGGGAUCGAGAGAGUCCUACUCCCAUCCAUUCCCAUUGAGGGAAACAUGGACAUCCUCACUGUAUACUCAGUAGCUCAGGAGGAAAGCCUACCCGAGGAUGACUGGAGGACACCAAUCAUAAAAUACUUAGACGAUGGGCAUCUCCCAAGCGACCAGCUAAUUGCGCACAAGAUAAUAUCAAGGUCUGGGAAUUACCAACUCCGAGAUGGUGUUCUAUACAAAAAAUCCUACCUAGGACCUCUCCUCAGAUGUCUCUCAUUCGCAGAGAGUCAAAGCAUAUUGAAAGAAAUACACUACGGUUACGCAGGAAACCAUAGUGGAGGACGAUCCCUCGCUCACAAAGCGAGACUACAAGGAUAUUUUUGGCCUCGCAUGAACGAGGACUCAAAGCAAAUGGAAAAAACUUGCAUUGAAUGCCAAAAAUUUGUCAAGAUAAGACAUGCACCUUCAAUGGACUUAAAGUCUAUUAUAAUCCCUUGGCCAUUUGCCAAGUGGGGAAUUGACAUUGUCGGACCCCUGAGAGCCGGUACUGGAUAG